AUGGCACUCGUCCGCGAUCCAUACUUCUGGAAGCGCUUCUCAACAGCGGUCCACCUAGACGCAGAAGCAAAGGGCAUACCUGAGAUUGAAACUCCGGUCACUGAAAAACCGCAAGAUUCAUGGCUUGAACGCGAACGGCGGAAAAGCAAAAAGUCACUGAUUUGGGGCUUCAUUCUUUUCUUCUGCAUCAUCCUUGUUGUCACCGGCGGUGUGAUAGUGUGGUGGCUCAGCAAGCACCACUGGCUUCAAAGCAUAGAGCCAUGA
Molecule: messenger RNA, 264 nt
Organism: Penicillium odoratum
Lineage: Eukaryota; Fungi; Ascomycota; Eurotiomycetes; Eurotiales; Aspergillaceae
Exons: 2
Coding region: 1-264 (87 amino acids)
Source: RefSeq, a predicted model, not a curated record